Messenger RNA from Toxorhynchites rutilus septentrionalis, 1336 nucleotides. It is a transcript of the gene Ist1, whose product is annotated as IST1 homolog. The transcript is spliced from 3 exons. Gene Ontology annotation, biological process: protein transport. The record is from RefSeq and is a predicted model, not a curated record. NCBI's taxonomy places the organism in Eukaryota, Metazoa, Arthropoda, Insecta, Diptera, Culicidae. The coding region runs from base 120 to 1256 and encodes 378 amino acids.
AAGUUUCUCUUCGUUUAUGUUGUCAAAUGUUAAGUUCAUAAUAAUACAGUGUAACAUUGUCCAUGAGUCAUCUUGCUUAAUUUUUCAUUUUACGUAGAAUAAUCCAAAAAGUAGCAAAAAUGUUUUCGAGCGGUCCGAACUAUACAAAAUUGAAAACCAACUUACGACUCGCGGUCAACCGCUUGAAGUUAUUGGAAAAGAAAAAGACGGAACUUGCUCAAAAAGCUAGGAAGGAGAUUGCCGACUAUUUGAUUGCGGGGAAACCAGAAAGAGCUAAAAUCCGUGUGGAGCAUAUAAUCCGAGAAGACUAUCUAGUAGAGUCAAUGGAAAUUGUUGAAAUGUACUGUGAUUUAAUAUUGGCUCGUUUCGGGUUGGUAACGCAAAUGAAGGAAAUCGACGAAGGAAUUGAAGAAGCUGUUAGCAGUUUAAUUUGGGUUGCCCCUAGAUUGCAAGCUGACGUUCAAGAGUUGAAACUUUGCGCGGAUAUCUUUACUGUAAAAUACGGUAAGCCGUUCGCCGAGUCGGCUAGGGCAGCGAUUCCACCUCAUAAAGUUUCCGACAAGCUCAUGCAUAAAUUGGCUAUUCAAGCACCCCCUAAACUGUUGGUCGAGAAGUAUCUUAUUGAAAUAGCAAAAAUUUUCAAUGUUGAAUACGAGCCAGAUCCACUGGUGAUGAAGGCUGAUAAGCCGAACCACGAGGAUAGCACUCUGAUUGAUCUAUCCGAUAGAAAUAAUCUUGAUGGAGGGAAUCCAGGUUCGGGUGGUGGUGCACCAGCUCCUCUCGGUUUCAUAGGAUAUCCACAACCACCGGCACUACCGCAAUUACCAACAUUUCCUUCCACUGUUCCAUUUAAUUAUCCGGGACCGAGCGCUUCAAGUUUUGGCCAAUCCACAGCACCAUCUUUCAAUUAUAAUAUACCGCCGAAUUCGUGUGAAUCACGAACUGAUGAAGUGAAAGACUUGAACGUAAAUUCACAUUUUAUGCAACAUGAAAAAAGGUCUCAGGGAGAUAUUGGACCACCGCCGUCGUACGCAUCGCUCAGUCCGGAUGAUAAUAUGCAGAAUUCAACCAAACCUAAACCACAGCCCCGGUCAAAGAUUUCUCCAGAAAUGAAUUUUCCAUUGCUACCAAACGUCCCAGCUGAUUUGCCGGAUGUGCCUAACGAUGAAAAUCCGUCCAGAGGCGGCCAGGACAAUGACGAGAUAGAUUUUGACGAAUUGUCAAGACGAUUUGAGGAGUUGAAGAAAAGAAAGUAAUUUCUUGCAUGAGAUCAUACCGAUUAGAGAUUAAGAGUUAUUCCUUUUUUUAACGCAAUAUUAUAUGAUGUUUCAUUUCA